AUGGUCGCGAGAGACGCUAUUCCGCGAACGUUGAUCACGAGAGGUGCGAUUCCGCGAACGGUGAUCAUGAGAGGUGCGAUCCCGCGAACGGUGAUCACGAGAAAUGCGAUCUCCCGAUUGCCGAUCGCGAGAGGUGCAAUCUCGCGACCGUCGAUCGCGAGAGGUGCAAUCCCGCGACCGUUGAUCGUGACAGGUGCGAUCCCAACAAAAACCUCUAUUAGACAUCCAUUAGACGUUCUUCAUAGAUAUUCGAAACCUCCAUUAGACAUCCAUGUAACUUCCUAUAGGUAUGCCAUAUGUCCGCACAUUAAAUUAAACUGUGAUGGUUAUAAAGAAGAAGGAGUAACAUAUCCAUCGUCGUUUAUGCAAGAAACUUUACUAACAGAAUUUUACAAAGAAUGUGGAAUAUCAACAUCUUGUUUGGAUUACGUUGAAGCACAUGGUACUGCUACCAAAGCUGGCGAUCCCCCAGAAAUUCAAGCUAUCGCUAAUGUAUUGUGUAAGAAUAGAGAAACUCCAUUAAUGAUCGGCUCUGUAAAAUCCAAUCUUGGUCAUGCUGAAUCUGCCGCCGGUUUCGAUCAAAUAGCUAAGGUAAAACAAUGA
Messenger RNA from Wasmannia auropunctata (little fire ant), 603 nucleotides. Its product is annotated as fatty acid synthase-like. Gene Ontology annotation, molecular function: fatty acid synthase activity. The transcript has 3 exons. Lineage: Eukaryota; Metazoa; Arthropoda; Insecta; Hymenoptera; Formicidae. The record is from RefSeq and is a predicted model, not a curated record. Bases 1 to 603 code for a protein of 200 amino acids. Gene Ontology annotation, biological process: fatty acid biosynthetic process.